Molecule: messenger RNA, 711 nt
Organism: Plasmodium cynomolgi strain B
Lineage: Eukaryota; Apicomplexa; Aconoidasida; Haemosporida; Plasmodiidae
Exons: 2
Source: RefSeq, a predicted model, not a curated record
AUGUCAGACGAUAUAUCAGACAUUGAAAAAUGGCAAGGAAAAUAUCCUUUCUUACAAACGGUUUGGGAUACGUAUAAUGAAUUUGAUAUACCUAUACAAGAAACUGAUAGGGGGUCCGAAAACUAUGCUAGAGUUUGCGAAAAAAUUGUAGAGAAUUAUAAUGAACUAGAUGCUAAUCACAAAGAAUUUUGUAGGAAACUUGUGAGAAAUUUAGGGUGUUAUAAUUAUAAAAAUGAAUAUAGCAAUCCUUUACAUUAUCAAUGUCAUAUUUUAUACAACUGGAUAUAUAAUCAAAUAAAGAAAUAUGGAGAAUUAGAUGAUAUUAUUACCAAAUGUUUUAAUAAUUGUAUUAGUUUAAUGAAUUUUACAGGAGUUAAACAUAAGUGUUCUUAUGAUUUAUACAACACUGUUUAUAAGGAUCCAAUAAAAAUGACCAUAAUAGACAUUUUUAAUAAUAAUAUGCAAAAUAUUAUAAAUAAAUUAAUAAUUGAACAUGAAUAUGAUAAUGAGGCUUCUGCACAAAAUUUUUUAUGUGAAUUUGUUAAUCUAUAUAAAGUAAUAUAUGGGAAACACUGUAAAGAUAAAAAUGAAAGGGAUACAUAUGACAAGAUUACAUGCUAUAUGUUAGAAAGUUUUAGGGAUUCAUAUACGUACUAUUUCUAUUACAAUGAAAAAAUAGUCAAAAAAUAUUAUAUACCAUCCUUAUAUAAU